This is a messenger RNA of Nicotiana tabacum (common tobacco), 1649 nucleotides long. The record is from RefSeq and is a predicted model, not a curated record. NCBI's taxonomy places the organism in Eukaryota, Viridiplantae, Streptophyta, Magnoliopsida, Solanales, Solanaceae.
AUUUAAAUGUAGCUAACCAAACAAGAAAAGCUUAAGGAUUUCAACAGAUUGCUGAAAAUGAGUUGCCUUCAGAAAUGGAAGACAAUAUUUGCAAUGAUUAUUGUUGAAUUUGGUUUUGCUGCUGUAAAUGCACUUUUCAAGAAAGUCCUCAAUGGAGGAAUGGACCAAUUGGUGGCAUCAACAUAUAGGCUUGCAGUUUCUGCUAUUUUCUUGGCCCCUUUAGCAUGGUUUUUUGAGAGAAAAGUGGCAUCAAAAUUAACGGCUCGCAUUAUCUGUUCUCUGUUUAUCAGUGCAUUGCUGGGGGGUACAUUCACUCAAUAUUUCUUCUUACUUGGGCUGGAAUACACAUCAACAACAUUUAGCUGUGCUUUCCUCAAUAUGGUGCCUGUCAUCACUUUCAUUUUGGCCUUGCUACUUAGGCAAGAAAAAAUAAAACUAAAAAGCAGGAGUGGAAGAGCAAAGAUAUUAGGCAUUCUAUUCUGUCUUGGUGGAGCAUUAAUACUCACUCUAUACAAAGGAAUGGCAUUGAUAAAUCCAUCAGCAGAAUCAGAAGUUGAAUCAAGUCACAGAAAAAAGAGUUGGUUUCUUGGUUCAAUAUUUCUAUUUGCAGGUUGUUUUGUGUGGUCUGCUUGGUUUCUAGUACAAGCUAGAAUUAGCAAAGAUUAUCCUUAUCAGUACUCAAGCACUGCAAUUAUGUCAUUUUUUGGAGCUUUUCAGUCUGCAAUUUUGAGCUUUAUCAUUACCAGAAAUGUAUCGAAAUGGAUACUCAAAGGUGGAUUAGAGAUCCUAAGUGUCAUAUUUGGUGGAAUGGUGGGAUCAGGUUUGUGCUAUGUUGUAAUGUCAUGGUGUGUAAAGCAAAAGGGUGCAGUUUUUACAUCAGCAUUCAGUCCCCUCAUUCAAAUUUUUGCUGCUGUCUUUGACAUUUCCAUACUUCAUGCUCAAAUUCACUUGGGAAGGGGUGGAUGCAUAGCAUAUAUGACGAGUUCAUCCAAAUAACAUAGCUAUUCAAAUCUUAUAUAUAAAUUAAAGACUCGUUGAUAAGUACAAAUAAUAAAGGGAAAUUUUCAUAAUUACUGAUGAAAUCAAAAAUUAUUUCACAAUCUACAACUAUUAGUUAAAUAACAUAUUCUACAACAUAAACAUGAUAAAUGUAUAAAAGUUAUACCCUCAAAUACGGUUGAUUUCUUAAAUAUUAGGAAACUGUUUCUGAAAGUAUCCCUUAAUAAUGCAAUCUCCAACUAAAAACAAACACCCAAAAAUAAGGGAUUAUCUUUAUUUAGGUAACAGAAAGGAAAUCAAUAUAACAUGCAAUCAAUUAUUUUCUAAACAAUCUCCUUUUGCUUCGCUGCCUUUUCAAGCUAUCAUUCCACUUAUUCAAAUCCAAUAUCUCAUUCUCCUUCGAUUGAUAGGGUAUGUUUUUCUUCUUUUUUUCAUUCUUAAAAGUGUAACUUCCAUUCUUUUAAUACAAAAGUGUGGUAUCAAUGGCAUAUUGGCUUUCACCAAAUUCUCCGUUUCAACAACAAAAAAAAAGUUUCUCUGAUCUAUUUUCUUUGUAAGUAACUUAGCUAAUAACUAAUAUUAUCUCAAAUAUAUAUACACACAAACACAGUAUUUAUGUACAUUUUUAUAUUUGGAAUAAUAUAUGGAGU